UCCCUUCUAGUAGAUUUCGCACGUUCGUCUCUCUCUCUCCUCUCUCUAUUUCCAGAUCGAAACAUAGCUCUCCCUCCUCACAAAUGCCUUUGUCACGCUCCCUUCUUUCGCGGAGAUUCUCAAUAUCAUCCAGGGAUCAUCAUCAGCAACAUACACCGACAGAACCCGAAUCACCACCGAUGCUUCCUCCUUCGUCAGACAUCACCGGGUCAUCAUGGUCCGCGAUGCUCCCCGAGUUGCUAACCGAAAUCAUACGCCGCGUGGAGGACACCGAGGACAAUUGGCCUCAGCGUCGAGACGUGGUCACUUGCGCCUGCGUGUCGAAGAAGUGGAGAGAGAUCACGCGGGAGAUGGUUGGAUCUCCGAGAAACUCCGGCAAAAUCACUUUCCCUUCUUGCCUCAAACUGCCAGGUCCACGAGACUUUUCUAAUCAGUGCCUAAUAAAGAGGAACAAGAGGACUUCAACCUUUUACUUGUACCUCGCUCUCACACCUUCUUUCACUGAUAAAGGAAAGUUUCUUCUGGCGGCAAGGAGGUUCAGGACCGGCGCUUACACUGAGUACAUCAUCUCACUUGAUGCUGAUGAUUUCUCUCAAGCAAGCAACGCCUACGUUGGUAAACUAAGAUCGGAUUUUCUUGGGACCAACUUCACAGUCUACGAUAGCCAACCGCCACAUAACGGAGCAAAGCCUUCACACGGCAAAGCCAGCCGCAGAUUUGCAUCAAAGCAGAUAAGCCCACAAGUUCCAGCAGGCAACUUCGAAGUCGGUCAUGUUUCUUAUAAAUUCAACCUCUUGAAAUCAAGAGGUCCGAGAAGAAUGAUAAGCACACUCCGUUGUCCAUCCUCAUCAUCAGCUGGACUUUGUUCGGAUCAAAAGCCAUGUGAUGAUGCAACCAAGAUGAUGAAAAAACCCAUCAAGGACGGUCCAGGCUUGACGAUACUAAAGAACAAAGCUCCGAGGUGGCACGAGCACUUACAAUGCUGGUGUCUCAACUUCCAUGGAAGAGUGACCGUUGCUUCUGUGAAGAACUUCCAGCUGGUUGCGACAGUUGACCAGAGUCAACCAAGCGGUAAAGGCGAUGAAGAGACGGUGCUUCUUCAGUUUGGUAAAGUUGGAGAUGAUACUUUCACAAUGGAUUAUAGACAGCCUCUCUCUGCUUUUCAGGCUUUUGCUAUCUGUCUCGCAAGUUUUGGCACUAAACUUGCCUGCGAGUGAAAACCAGAAAAAAAAAGUAAAACAAAAAGGUUUUUAUUUUCUAUUAAGUAAAAUGUUUUGAGAUAAUCAUAUGGAAGUGUAAAGGCAUGUGUUGUAAUUUGUAUCUGUUGAACGUACCCAAUAAAAUAAGCACAUAAUUAUUCUGAGUAAGAAAACAAAAUUGUAAUUUAAAUUACUUAAAAUCAAUUUUUAUGUAGCCAA
Raphanus sativus (radish) is the source of this 1418-nucleotide messenger RNA. Its product is annotated as tubby-like F-box protein 7. The record is from RefSeq and is a predicted model, not a curated record. Bases 84 to 1217 code for a protein of 377 amino acids. The transcript has 4 exons. Lineage: Eukaryota; Viridiplantae; Streptophyta; Magnoliopsida; Brassicales; Brassicaceae.